Molecule: messenger RNA, 2224 nt
Organism: Chroicocephalus ridibundus (black-headed gull)
Lineage: Eukaryota; Metazoa; Chordata; Aves; Charadriiformes; Laridae
Gene: HGFAC
Product: HGF activator
Exons: 15
Coding region: 91-1842 (583 amino acids)
Biological process (GO): blood coagulation; zymogen activation
Cellular component (GO): rough endoplasmic reticulum; extracellular region
Molecular function (GO): calcium ion binding; serine-type endopeptidase activity
Source: RefSeq, a predicted model, not a curated record
GAAAGCUCGUUGCUGAUUCACUCUCCUGCUUUAGCCCAGCCCUGGAAGUUUCCCUCUGCCAGGCCAAACCUUUGUGAGAGGAGAGCAAAGAUGAAAGUCUGUGCUCCUUUCGCUGUUGUCUUGGCUCUGACUCUGAGCAGUGACUGUGCAAGGAUGCACUACAAAUCUGGGGCAGGAAGAGGCUCAAAACAUGAGUUCACUCGCCCACAAGUGUUUACGGAGGAUGGAAAUUUAUGCAAAUUUCCUUUCCGGUACGGUGGAAGGUUUUAUCACUCGUGUUUAUCAAAUCUAUUUUCCCGAAAGAAAUGGUGUUCAACAACACAUAACUAUGACCGGGACAGGAGAUGGGGUCACUGUGCUUUAUUGCCCGAAGACCACGCAGAUCACUGCGCAAACAACCCUUGCCAAAAUGGAGGGACCUGUUCUCCUGCUCAUGGCUAUAGGAUGUACCACUGUUCCUGUCCCGAGGAAUUCACAGGCAAGGACUGUCAGAUGAAGAAAUGUUUUGACAACAGUCUCUACGAGUUCUUUGAUGUGGGCAUGAGCUGGUCAAGAGUCCAACAAGGAGCCGUGGAGCAGUGCAUGUGUGUGAACGGCCAGAUCGAGUGCGAGAGUGUCGAACACAGAAGUUGUAUUCAUGAUCCUUGCAUGAAUGGUGGAGAAUGUAAAAUGGUUACCUUCAGUGGGAAAAUAGUAUGUGAUUGCAAAGGAAAUUAUGCAGGAAAGUAUUGCAAUAUUGUUCCUAGCCAUCGGUGCUAUGUUGGCAAUGGCACGGAGUACAGAGGUACGGCAAAGACGACCAUUUCUGGACACAGCUGCUUGCCUUGGCAUUCAGACUUGCUUUACCAAGAGCUUCAUGUCGACAGCGUGGAGAAGGCAGUACAGCUUGGCUUGGGGCCCUUCCCCUACUGCAGAAAUCCAGAUGAUGAUGAGAGGCCGUGGUGUUACGUCAUGAAGGACAACAGUUUGUCUUGGGAGUAUUGUGACAUUCCAUCUUGUGCAAGCAGGGAAAGGAGGCCACCGGUUCCAGACAAUGUGGAUAGUUCUGCAAUUACCAGAAGACCAUGUGGAAGAAGACACAAAAAAAGAAGUUUUGUGAGACCUAGGAUUGUCGGGGGAUCUUCAUCUCUGCCUGGAUCUCAUCCCUGGACAGCAGCUAUAUAUAUUGGAGAGAGUUUCUGUGGGGGAAGCCUUAUUCAGACUUGCUGGGUCGUGUCGGCAGCCCACUGCUUUGCUAACAGUCCACUAAAAUCGACUAUUAAGGUAGUUCUGGGUCAGCAUAUAUUUAAUAAAACAACUGACGUAACACAAACAUUUGAAAUAGAGAAAUACAUCUUGCAUCCUCAGUAUUCUGUGUUCAACCCUACUGAACAUGAUAUUGCUUUGAUUAAGCUGAAGAAGAAUGGCCAACGUUGUGCUGUCAAGUCCCAGUUUGUUCAGCCCAUCUGUUUGCCGGAAAGUAACACCGUUUUCCCCGAUCAGUUCAAAUGUCAGAUUUCUGGAUGGGGACACAGGCAUGAGAAUCUAACUGGUUAUUCAAAUGUCCUGCAAGAAACACUGAUUCCAAUUAUUCCUGAGGAGAAGUGCAGAAGCCCUGAAAUUUAUGGAACAGAAAUCACUGAAAAUAUGUUCUGUGCUGGCUACAUUGAUAGCAAAUCUGAUGCUUGUCAGGGAGAUUCUGGUGGACCUCUGGCCUGUGAAAAAAUGGAAAUCUCUUACCUCUAUGGAGUUAUCAGCUGGGGAGACGGCUGUGGCAGAGUCAACAAACCUGGAGUAUAUACACGAGUGACAAACUAUGUAAACUGGAUUAACGAGAAAAUAGCCCCCCGAAAAAGUAGUUGAACAUUUAAACAUGCAAACAUUUGAAGUAAGGGAACCUUUAGCCAUGUCAGAUGUGUACGUUUAGAAGCACUGAUGUGAAAUGUAUUUCUUCUCUGAUAGUGAACGGUUUUGAAUUCUCUUAAGUGUUUCAAGGAAAGCUAUGCUUUUAAGAUACGGGAUUUUAACGUGGUGCCUGGAUACUCAGAUAUGUGUUUUGUUUUAUAGUACUGGCAGUGUCUUCAUGGGUUUCUUAGUUGUGGGGAAUGAUUUUGGCAGUUAAAAGAAACUUUUUAAGGACACAUAACCAAAACCUGAGUUUGUGUAAGUACAAAUAUAUAACAAUGCUAAUCUAGAUAAAUGAUGUAAACUGUUUAAUAAAAGUGUUUACCCUCUGUUUCUUGGA